CUUGCAUGGAACAACUUCUGUCCCCACCCUUGGAAGGAAGAAAAAAGGGAAAAGAAGGAAAACAAAAAAGAGAAACAAAAAAGAAAAAAAAAAAAGGAGGAGAAGAGGAACGGCUAGGCCUCAAUUAACGAGCAUCCCUCCCUCCGAGCGACGCAGCCUGCACUCGUCGCCCAUCCGGACAUGAGCUCCCAUAGCCACACGGCCCCGCCGGGUGCCGCCCCCGUUGCCCAGGCCGCCGUGGUAGACGAGCGCGUUCCCGGGCCCGACACAGGGGCCGGCAGCGAGUCGGACGAUGGCGACGGGCUGCUCGCGGCCAUGGGCUACAAGGCCGAGCUCGUGCGCACGCGGUCGACCUGGCACGUCGCCUUCAUGUCGUUCGUGCUGGCGUCCAUUCCCUACGGCCUGGCCACCACGCUGUACUAUCCGCUGCAGGGUGGCGGGCCCGUCGUCGUCGUCUGGGGCUGGGUGCUCGUCAGCCUCAUCAUCCUCUGCGUGGCUGCGUCGCUGGGCGAGAUCACGUCCGUCUACCCGACCGCCGGCGGCGUCUACUACCAGACCUUCAUGCUCGCCCCCUCCAGCUUCCGCCGCGUGGCCGCCUACAUCUGCGGCUGGGCCUACGUCGUCGGCAACAUCACCAUCACGCUGGCCGUGCAGUUCGGCACCACCCUCUUCUUCGUCGCCUGCGUGAACGUCUUCGAGUCCGAGCCCGGCGUCGGCGUCUGGGAUGCCCAGCCGUACCAGGUCUUCCUGACCUUCCUGGCCAUCACCCUGCUGUGCAAUGCCAUCUCCACCUUUGGCAACCGCUGGUUGCCGCUGCUAGACACCUUUGCCAUCUUCUGGACCUUUGCUGGUCUCUUGGCCACCCUCAUCACCGUACUGGCUGUCGCCAAGGAGGGCAGGCGCGGGGCCGACUUUGCGCUCGGAGGCUUCGAGCCGACCUCGGGAUGGCCUGCCGGCUGGUCGUUCUGUGUCGGCCUGCUCCACGCCGCCUACGCCACCUCGUCGACUGGCAUGGUGAUCUCCAUGUGUGAGGAGGUCCAGCGUCCGGCCACCCAGGUGCCCAAGGCCAUGGUCAUCACCAUCGUCAUCAACACCAUCGGCGGCCUGCUCUUCCUGGUGCCCCUCAUGUUUGUCCUGCCCGACCUCGCCAUGCUGGUCGCCCUCCCUUCGGGCCAGCCCGUGCCCACCAUCAUCAAGUCGGCCGUGGGCUCCUCCGGCGGCGCCAUCGCCCUGCUCGUCCCUCUCAUGGUGCUGGCCAUCCUCUGCGGCGUCGCCUGCACCACGGCUGCCUCGCGCUGCACCUGGGCUUUCGCCCGCGACGGCGCCAUUCCCGGCUCCAAGUGGUGGAAGCAGGUGCACCCCACCCUCGACCUGCCCCUCAACGCCAUGAUGCUCUCCAUGGCCAUCCAGAUCGUGCUGGGCGUCAUCUACUUCGGUUCAUACACGGCCUUCAACGCCUUCUCGGGCGUCGGCGUCAUUUCUCUGACCGUGUCGUAUGCAGCUCCGAUUGCCGUGUCCAUGCUGGAGGGCCGAGCCCACGUCAGGGGAGCCAAGUUCCCCUUGGGCAAGUUUGGCUGGCUCUGCAACGGCAUUGCUAUGGCCUGGUCGAUCCUCGCCGUCCCCCUCUUCUGCAUGCCUGCUUACAUCCCGGUCACGGCCGCUAGCGUCAACUAUGCACCCGUCGUCUUUGUCGGCUUUGUCGUCAUCGCACUUGUGUGGUACGCUGUUUGGGGCCGGAAGCACUACCGUGGGCCGCCCACCGAGAGUCUUGGCCAGGAGCCCGUACCAGGUCUGGAUCGCGUCGUCGGUUCGACCAAGAAAGACUAGAGAGGAGCUCCACCUCCUCUCUGCCCUUCCCCCGCCCCUCGCGCGCGGUGUGUGAUGCUCAUUUUUCCCGCGUAUUAUGUUUCAACGAGUGAUGUCGCGAAGGCGUUUGGGCGUCUCAUGUCAAUAGGGUCAUUUCAACAUCCUAUGGCCCGUUCGAUACCCCGUUCUUCCCCGAUACAGUUGGGGCGUUGAUUAGUAGACAAACAUGAUGAUUAGAAGCUCGUUCAGGCUUUUAUGCUGCUAAGCCAUAUCUCACAUCUGCAGACGACUUGCCCCUUUUAUGCAAGAAGCCCCUUAACCUGUUG
Molecule: messenger RNA, 2132 nt
Organism: Thermothielavioides terrestris NRRL 8126
Lineage: Eukaryota; Fungi; Ascomycota; Sordariomycetes; Sordariales; Chaetomiaceae
Exons: 3
Coding region: 181-1827 (548 amino acids)
Biological process (GO): amino acid transport; transmembrane transport
Cellular component (GO): membrane
Molecular function (GO): transmembrane transporter activity
Source: RefSeq, a predicted model, not a curated record